AUGAUGAGCCCUAUUCAGAAACAGGGAUAUCUGGGGGAUAUCACAUCGAAGUCUACAGCAGAAUUAAUGGACCUUGCUUCACGCCAGGAGAAAAUAUUAAGAAAAACGAUAUUUGUGGAAUCUUUGCCAGAUAAAGGAGCAAAAGUUAGAGCAUUUUAUGAAAAGCUACAGCAGCUGUUGUUGGCGAGAAAUCAGCAAGUGGACGGUAUCUCUCCACAAACAAAAGAUGCGUCACAACUCAAGUCAGAAUGUGCUCCAGCUGCUGUUUUAGGGGAUAAACAAGAACAAGCUAUACAUGAUAGUUCAUUACAAAAUGAAACACAACAAAAUAUAACCACAAUCGGGACAAGAAACAUCUCUAGUAGUGAAGAUGAAAUAAGGUUACAAGAAAAUAAACGAAAAUCAAGCAGUCCCACUCUCAACAGCUUCCAAGAUAACGCUAUCACAAGCUGA
Pecten maximus is the source of this 453-nucleotide messenger RNA. RefSeq names its product DNA-directed RNA polymerase II subunit GRINL1A-like. Gene Ontology annotation, biological process: transcription elongation by RNA polymerase II. Gene Ontology annotation, cellular component: nucleus. The record is from RefSeq and is a predicted model, not a curated record. The coding region runs from base 1 to 453 and encodes 150 amino acids. Gene Ontology annotation, molecular function: transcription elongation factor activity. Lineage: Eukaryota; Metazoa; Mollusca; Bivalvia; Pectinida; Pectinidae. The transcript is spliced from 2 exons.